AUGGAGUGUUCGAAUGUGAAACAACAUCAGUACGGUUCAUACACAGAGCCGAGGAUCUCAUUCUCUAGCGGUUUUGCGGCGACGAAGAACGAAAUGAUCAACUACAAGGAGGCACCUGCGUCGUCAGAUGAUUUUGAGUUCGGAGUCAAUAACUUCUCCAUGAUCACAGCAGAUGAGAUAUUCUUCGAAGGCAUGAUCGUACCCCUUAAGGAAGAAGUCAACACGACGAAAAGAAUGUCAACUCUGAGGGAAGAGCUCAGUGAAGAAGACGAGGAUUCGCCGAAAAGCAAGUCAAAAGGGUCGAGUGGCUGGUGGAGAGAGAGAUUAGGGCUAGGAUUCGAUAAUUUAGUCUUAAAGCUUCCUAAAAAGUCCUCAGCUGUAUUGAGAAUGGUCGUUCUCCUCUUUGUAAUGGUCUGCACUGUCUACAUUUGCUCCAUCUGUCUGAAGCAAAUAGGAGUUACCCCAAACUAUGGUUUCUUGAACGUUGAAGUCUUUGAGAGGCCUUGUCCUGAGCCUAACAUCCAACCUUGGGACAUUCCUUUUGUGCAUUACCCUAAACCAAAGACAUAUAACAGGGAUGAAUGUUCUUGCCAACCGGUUAGAUACUUUGCGAUUCUCUCGAUGCAGAGAUCUGGCAGUGGCUGGUUUGAGACUUUACUAAACAAUCAUACUAACAUAAGCUCCAACGGAGAGAUCUUUUCAGUGAAAGACAGGAGAGCUAAUGUCUCAACCAUUUUUGAGACACUUGACAAAGUCUACAAUCUAGACUGGUUGAGCAGUGCCUCUAAGAACGAGUGCACUUCCGCUGUUGGUUUCAAGUGGAUGCUUAAUCAGGGUCUAAUGAAACAUCAUGAAGAGAUAGUAGAAUACUUCAAAACCAGAGGCGUCUCUGCAAUCUUCCUCUUCAGAAGAAACCUAUUGCGUCGCAUGAUAUCGGUACUCGCAAACUCUUACGACAGAGAUGCUAAGCUGUUAAACGGGACUCACAAGUCUCACACCCAUUCACCAAAAGAGGCUGAGAUAUUAGCAGGUUACAAGCCAAUGAUCAACACAACGGUUUUGAUAACAGAGCUGAAGCAGAUUCAAGAUAUGACUUUGAAAGCGUUGGCUUGCUUUAAUACCACUCGCCAUAUGCUUCUCUACUACGAAGAUGUUGUCGAGAACCGCACGAGACUAGACGAUGUGCAGGCGUUUUUGAAGGUCCCAAAACGUGAGUUAAAGAGUCGGCAAGUGAAGAUUCAUCGAGGUUCGUUGUCACAACAUGUACAGAAUUGGGAAGAGAUCCAAAGCACGCUAAAAGGAACACUUUUCGAAAACUUCUUACGCCAAAAUUACCGCAGAUGA
This is a messenger RNA of Microthlaspi erraticum, 1344 nucleotides long. Lineage: Eukaryota; Viridiplantae; Streptophyta; Magnoliopsida; Brassicales; Brassicaceae. The record is from the annotation of a GenBank genome assembly.